UCGUUUGUUUAAUAUUCUCCUCUCGCGUACCAUCAGACGUUCGUCGUUGUGGCCACAGCCACCACUGCUGUCGUCUGUUCAACACGGUCCUCUGGAACGGCGUUGUUUUUGUAUGUGUGAUAUAUACACGGGGAAACGGGACGUUUCCGUUGUAGUUUCUUUGUGCGGUAGCCAGUAAUUGGCGAUACACGAAAGCAAAUUUGUUUUUAGUGUGUAGAAUUCUGCAUCGGGACGGUAGCCCGUUUUCCCCGAUUGUCGCCCGUUCGUUCCGUCCCCUCUCGAGGUGCAAUCGAUUGUCCGUGUGUGAACGCGACCGACCGCAGCCGCCGUCACCAUGGAUUACGAUUGCUCACACAUUUGUGACGUCGUUCAAAAUUUGGACGUCAACGAAAUGAGGGUGACGUUGAAGAACAGGAGUUGUAAUGUUUGUUUAAGAAUUGAUCAACUAUGGAUCUGUAUGGUGUGUAGGCAAAUUCUUUGUGGACGUUAUGCUUCAGGACAUUGUAUAGCUCAUUUUGAGUAUCACAAGAAUCAUUGUAUUACUCUAAAUAUAGAAUCAGCGACAUUAUAUUGCUAUAAAUGUGAUAAAGAGGUUGAGCCCAAAAACCAUGAUGAUGAACUUAAUCGUUUAAGACAAUUUAUUUUGUUUACCCAGGGUACUAAUCAGAGUAAAAAACGCCGACAAACUGCGAAUCAACAAAUUGCUAAAAAGAAAAAAACAGUUAAUAGAAGGGGUCCAAGAACAAAUAAAAAGGCAGGACUAACAAAUGAAGGAAAUAGUUGUUUUAUGAAUGCUGUAUGGCAAUCUCUAAGUAAUAUAAGUCCAUUUGUAUAUUGUAUGAAACAUUUACCUGCUAUCAUCAAUAAUAACUAUACUAGUCUUAAAGAAAUAAAAAAUGGAGUUAUAGCUGAAGAGUUAUGUAAAGUUUUGAUCAAUUUAUCUGAGUGGAAACCACCUGGCUAUAAAAUGGGAGAUCCUGUAUCAUCUUGUGCUUUGUAUCACAUUAUAUGUAAAACCGUUCCUCGUUACAGAGGAUUUCAUCAACAUGAUGCUCAUGAGUUUUUGAUUUACACAUUAGAUAAAUUACAUUCCGAAUUAAAACAGUUAGAUAUUGAACAAGAAAUUAAAAUGUUUGAUCGUUCUACAAUUGUCAGCUUUGUUUUUGGUGGUAUGCUGUUAAGUGAGGUCUGCUGUUUAGUGUGUCGAUUAUAUUCCAAAACUUAUGACCCUUUUUUGGAUAUUUCAUUGGAUAUUCCUGAUUACACUGAAUCUGACAAACAAUUAGCAAUGCGUCCAAUGGAUACAUUAACUGAUUGUUUAUCUCGAUUCAUUGAAAUUGAAGAACUCGCUGAAAAUAACUUUUAUUAUUGUAAUGGUUGUAAAAGUAAACAAAAAUCAACCAAAAAAUUCUGGAUAAGCCAACUACCCAAUGUUCUUUGUUUACAUUUAAAAAGAUUUAGAUGGGUCAAAGCACAACGUAUUAAAAUUCAUACUCCUAUACAGUUUCCAAUUGAAUCCUUAGACAUGUCUCAGUUUUUAUUAAGUGACAAACGAGUAACUAUUGACAAAGAAGACUGUUUGUAUGAUUUGUCAGCUGUCAUUGUUCACGAAGGCAAUGGUGGUGGAUCUGGCCAUUAUACCUCUUUUGCAAUUGAUAAAGGCGAGUGGUUUGAAUUUAAUGAUGAAAAAGUUCAUGAGGUUAAUUCGUCAAUUGUACAAAAUGUAGAGGCGUACAUACUAUUUUAUAUUAAAAGGAAAACUAGAUUAAGAUCUCAAAGUCUUUUGGGUGGUAGACACAUCAUUAACAAUGAACUAUAAUUGGUAGAUAUAAUGAAAAAUUAUUAGUUAAAUGUAAUUUUUGUAUUACAUUUUGAUCUUCAAGAUACAAAUAAAAAAUAUAAAACAAUAAAAUUGCCUUAAACUAACAGUAUUCUUAUUAUUGUAAGUGUGUUUCAAGCUUUAAAUUAUUGUUGUAGAUUAUAUUUCAUAAUCAAUCAAUUGUGUAAAUAAAUUCGUAUUUUUAUAUUGUAAAAUUAUAACAUGUAAAUACACAUAAUAUAUAAGUGGGAAAUGCAAUAUUUGUAUUUGAAAACCUAAAUUAAUUGAAAAAAAAUUGUUUUUUGACUGUCAUAACUGAAUUCUGAUCUCUUUCUUUUGUAUAAUACAUAUAUUUUUUAAAUGAUUUUGGUUUUUCAUUGUGAUUUUUUGUUAAUUUCUUUCAAUUGAAAAAUUGUAAUUUAAUUCAUAAUAAUAAUUUGUUAAUUUUAAAUUUAAUAUGGGCAGCUCAGAGUAGGAAUAAUCAAUAUAAUUUUUUAUAUUGUAUUUUAAAAUUAUCUUCACUGCCAAAUUUGUUUUAUAAAAUUAUGUUUAUAAUUUAUUUAAAAAAAUAAAAUUUAUUAUUGCUAUAAAAACUAUUCCCAAAGUUUGAGAUUGAACAACUUUGUAUUUGUAACAA
This is a messenger RNA of Daktulosphaira vitifoliae (grape phylloxera), 2456 nucleotides long. Its product is annotated as ubiquitin carboxyl-terminal hydrolase 3-like. The record is from RefSeq and is a predicted model, not a curated record. Gene Ontology annotation, biological process: protein deubiquitination. Gene Ontology annotation, cellular component: cytoplasm. NCBI's taxonomy places the organism in Eukaryota, Metazoa, Arthropoda, Insecta, Hemiptera, Phylloxeridae. Bases 335 to 1819 code for a protein of 494 amino acids. The transcript has 11 exons. Gene Ontology annotation, molecular function: cysteine-type deubiquitinase activity; zinc ion binding.